This is a messenger RNA of Orycteropus afer afer, 258 nucleotides long. It is a transcript of the gene SPINK7, whose product is annotated as serine peptidase inhibitor Kazal type 7. NCBI's taxonomy places the organism in Eukaryota, Metazoa, Chordata, Mammalia, Tubulidentata, Orycteropodidae. The transcript has 4 exons. Gene Ontology annotation, molecular function: protein binding. The coding region runs from base 1 to 258 and encodes 85 amino acids. The record is from RefSeq and is a predicted model, not a curated record.
AUGAAGAUCACGGAGGGUCUCCUUCUGCUCUGUGCAGUGGCCCAUUUCUGCAGCAGUGCAGAAGUUGCCACUGUAUCUUCAACAAUGGUGGACUGCAGCAUUUAUAAGAAGUACCCAGUGGUGGCCAUCCCCUGCCCCAUCACAUACCUGCCUGUUUGUGGCUCUGAUUACAUCACCUAUGGGAAUGAAUGCCACCUGUGCACUGAGAGCUUGAAAAGUAAUGGAAAAAUUCAGUUUCUUCAUGAAGGACAAUGCUAA